Messenger RNA from Chelonoidis abingdonii (Abingdon island giant tortoise), 1970 nucleotides. Lineage: Eukaryota; Metazoa; Chordata; Testudines; Testudinidae. The record is from RefSeq and is a predicted model, not a curated record.
CAGAAGAGCUGGAGGUGGGCAGAGAGAGGCUAUGAUGGAUUUGUGCUUAGUGCCCAGACCCAACCCCCAGCAGCUGGUGACUUAAUAAAGCCUGGAUUCCCUGAGGAUAGUUACAGAACCCAGGAUACACUGACCAGCUGCCUGAUUGCUUCAGUUGAAAUUCAAAGGGCCAGAUCACCAGGUAGUGUGAACCAGGCAACUCCAGCGAAGUCUACGGACUGCACUAGAUUGUCCCAGCUGAGGCCAUUGUGUCAUGGAACAGCAUUUGUUAGGAUAGGCUGUGAUUGUCCACAGAGCCUACUGGAGUUAGGUGCCCAAUGAACCCAUCCCUCACCUUUUAGGGACGCAGACUGUUUGAGCGACACUUGGGGUCUGAUUCUGCAGAACUUAAUCAAGGCACCACUCCCACUGAUUCAGCACCGCAGCAGAACUAUAGCCACAAGUGACCCCCAAACACCACAAAUGCCAUAUGAUUGAAGAAGGGGGAAACAGCUGAAAGAUGCCCCAAUGCUCCAGGGCAGCCCCCUGGAGGACUCGGGCCCAGUCUCAGAGACGGCCUUCUCUGCUACGUCCCCCCACUUCAACGCUGAGGAAGCCUACUCUGCCCAUAUGCCUGAGCACCUUCGCUGCGAUGCCUGCAGAGUGAUAGCCUUCCAGAUGCAGGAAUACCUGACAAAAGCAGAAUCCAAACGGUCGUCCGCUAAAGCACAGUCCACUCGUCUGAGCGAGUCUGAAUACGUGGACACACUGGAGAACAGCUGCUCGCAGAGCUGGGAAAACUAUGGAGUGCAAGAAGUGGAGGGAGUGAAACGCUUCGCAGGGCCUGGCCUGAAGAACCAGGAGACCGUGAGUGUGAUGAUGACAGGUGGACCAUGGCCAGCAAGAUUAUAUAAGCUGUGCCACAGCUACCUGGGUGAAUUUGGGGAAGAGCUGAUCUACGAGGAGUACCGACGCAGGCCGGCUGCCUUGGCAGAGUUCCUGUGCUUCGAAGAGCACAGAGCCUGCACAAGACUUAGCAACACCCAGCGCAAAAGCCCAAACAAAGUGAAGGCUCUGCAGAGUGAGCUGUAGUUCUGUUCCUGCUCAGCCAAGAUUGGCAAAUAGGUCUAAGCUGACGAGUGUGUGCCGUCAGCCUGGCCUGCCGACUGACCAUCAAAGGAGACCAAUGUGACGUUUCUGGACUUUCCCCAAAAAAACAAAUGUUUCCAGGCUCUUUUAUAUCAUUGUUAUUGCUUAAAAAAGAUCAAUUCCCGUAACCCCGCAGGGCUGACAGGCACCCCAAUAAUAAGAAACCAACGUAUACGUCUGAGCAACCCAAUAAUAACAAACCCUGCAUACGUCCCAGCAACCCAAUAAUAAGAAACCAACGUACACAUCUGGGCAACCCAAUAAUAACAACCAACAUGUACAUCCGGGCAAGUCUAUAACAAACCAACAUAUACAAUCAGGCAUCCAAAUAAUAACAAACCAAUAUGUAAAUCCAGGCAACCCUGUCAUAACAAAACAACAUGUACAGUUAGGCAGCUUUAUAAGAAUAAAGUCAUAUUCUUAGCCCAGCAAUUAUUUAUGGGCAACCCUAAAAUAAACCAACACACAUAGAUAAUUACAUACCAUAUAUCAAUCCAAUGCCAGAAACACAUGGUGGCAGAUCCUCGGUGUAAAUUAUCAUAGCUUCAGCAAAGUCUGUUGGAGCUGGGCUGUAGUCAGUGGCAUUCUGACAACGUCCACCUGCUGAGGAUCUGCCCACUAGAUCUAAUAUAAGCUCAGCAUAUUGAAAUAGUUACAUCCAGUCUGAUUUUUAGAAGUCCCGACUCCUCAUGGAUCCUGUUGACUUCCUUUCCCACAUUGAGUCAUGGGGCAUAUGUAGGUUUGCUGUUGAAUUCCUCAGGUUCCUAGCUGAGCAUUUUAUAAAUAAUGCCUUUUACUAACUACACCUCAGUCUAUAACACUGUCCUCGGGAGCCAAAAAAU